This is a messenger RNA of Parathielavia appendiculata, 1962 nucleotides long. RefSeq names its product WD40 repeat-like protein. Lineage: Eukaryota; Fungi; Ascomycota; Sordariomycetes; Sordariales; Chaetomiaceae. Gene Ontology annotation, molecular function: protein binding. The transcript has a single exon. Bases 288 to 1811 code for a protein of 507 amino acids. The record is from RefSeq and is a predicted model, not a curated record.
UGGCCAAGAGAGGAAAGUUGAAGCCUUGUUGAAGCCGUGCUGGUCUCCUUGCAGAAUCACUCGGAAGAGUCGCAAGGGUUCGGGUUGUUGCUUAUCAAGCUGAACAGAACGAGACCCGGGAUUAAAAAUCAUUGACCCCGCCAACCGUCCCACCUUAUAUACGGAUCCGUACGGGAUACUGCUGUUGAAUGUUGCAACACAGUAGAGGCGAGCUUCGGACGAUACGCAGUCUUCAUCUUCCCAUCCUCGAGCUCGAUAUUAAUUUCAAACUCACACAGAACUACACGAUGUCGUCGUCAGAUCCCCACCGCGACCACCCCGAGGACGACGAGCCCGAGAUGCUCGCCGAGGAAGACGUGCAGGAGAUGCUCGAGGGCGAGGAUGCCGACGGCGAUGUUGCCAUGGGCUCCGAUGACGAGGGCGAGGAAAUUCUCCUGCAGAACGAUAGUAUCGCCUACUUUGACGGCCACAAAGAUUCUGUCUUUGCUAUCGCCCAGCACCCGCUCUACCCCAACAUCAUCGCCACGGGCGGCUCCGAGGGCGACGCCGACGAUGCCCCGGGCAUGGGCUACGUGAUCGACACCUCGGCCGCGGUCUCGCGCCCCGUCCUCCCGCCGAGCUACAACUCGGACCCGUCCACCGCGAGCAAACCGCAAACCACCGAGCUGCAGCCGCUGUUCGCCAUCGAAGGCCACACCGACAGCAUCAACGCACUCGCCUUCACCCUCCCGCGCGGCGACUUUCUCGUGUCGGGCGGCAUGGACGGUCGCCUGCGCGUCCACGCCGUAUCCGCAACCCCUACCUCCGCCCAGUUUCAGUUCCUCGCCGAGUCACAAGAGACAGAAGAAGUCAACUGGCUCGCGCCCUGCCCCUCGCCCGAUUACCCCAACACCAUCGCCCUCGGCGCCUCAGACGGCUCCGUCUGGGUCUUCACCCUAGACGCCUCCGACCCAUCCAACCCAAUUCAGAUCGUCCAAUCCUACUUCCUCCACACAGAGCCCUGCACCGCCGGCGCCUGGACCCCCGACGGCCUGUUGCUCGCGACCGUAAGCGAAGACGCCUCGCUACACGUCUACGACGUCUGGGGCGUGGCCGCCGCAAGAUCCCUAGUCACCGACAACGGCCAAACCGUUAUCUCCCUCACCAACGCCGACCAGCGCUUCGCCGUCGAAGGCGGCCUCUACUCGCUCGCCAUCUCCCCGGGGGGAGGCAUCCUCGCCGCAGGCGGCGCCCACGGCGCCAUCCGAAUCGUAGGCCUCCCGCGCAACCUCUCCAAACCACAACAACCACAACAACAAUCCGCCGCAGCAUCCGCGCAAGUAGGCGCCAUCCUUGCCUCCAUCGCGAUCCAAUCCGACAGCAUCGAGUCCCUCGCUUUCAGUCCCAACCCCUCGACCCCUUUGCUCGCGGCGGGGAGCGUAGACGGCUCCAUUGCCGUGUUCGACGCGGCAAGGUCCUUUGCCGUGCGCAAGCACCUCCGGGGCGCACACGACGGCGAGUCGGUUGUGAAGGUGGACUUUGUCAGGAAGACGGCCGGCGCGGCUGCCGGUUGGCUGCUUACCUCGUGCGGGCUGGACGGAGUUGUCAGGAGGUGGGACCUGAGGGGUGCUACGGCCGGUGUCCAGCCGCAGCAGCAGCAGGAGUCUGGUAGUGCGGGGGUUGGUGCUGCUGUUAGCGGGUUGGUCAAGGAGUGGAGGGGCCAUCGCGGUGGCGGGGAGGGUGGUGGAGUGUUGGGUUUUGUGCAGGGCGAGACAGGGGAGAGAGUAAUUACGGCGGGGGAUGAUGGGUUGGUGUUGGUUUUCGAGGCGUGAUGUGUCUGGAAGUUUGAAUGAUAAUCUGAUGGAUUCCAGAGCAGUGAAUGGGGAGGGAUUGGUAUAGACUUGUAUGUGCCGGCGUUUGAGUAUCGAAAUGUAUCAUUCACUGCUAAGUACCGGUCGAAGAGUAUGGCCAUUAGAUCUGCAA